Messenger RNA from Cebus imitator (Panamanian white-faced capuchin), 1149 nucleotides. It is a transcript of the gene CERS1, whose product is annotated as ceramide synthase 1. The record is from RefSeq and is a predicted model, not a curated record. Gene Ontology annotation, cellular component: membrane. The transcript has 6 exons. The coding region runs from base 58 to 1149 and encodes 363 amino acids. Gene Ontology annotation, molecular function: sphingosine N-acyltransferase activity. NCBI's taxonomy places the organism in Eukaryota, Metazoa, Chordata, Mammalia, Primates, Cebidae. Gene Ontology annotation, biological process: ceramide biosynthetic process.
CUCCGGCGGCUACCGCGGGCGGGCGCAGGCGACGGGGACGGCGGGCUAGCGGGCGGCAUGGCGGCGGCAGGGCUCGCGGCAGGGCCGACGGGGCCCGAGCCCAUGCCAAGCUACGCGCAGCUGGUGCGGCGCGGCUGGGGCAGCGCGCUGGCGGCGGCGCGGGGCUGCACGGACUGCGGCUGGGGGCUGGCGCGCCGCGGCCUGGCCGAGAACGCGCACCUGGCGCCGCCCGAGCUGCUGCUGCUGGCCCUCGGCGCGCUGGGCUGGACCGCUCUGCGCUCCGCGGCCACCGCGCGCCUCUUUCGGCCCCUAGCGAAGCGGUGCCGCCUCCAGCCCAGAGAUGCCGCCAAGAUGCCAGAGAGUGCUUGGAAGUUUCUCUUCUACCUGGGCAGCUGGAGCUACAGUGCCUACCUGCUUUUUGGCACCGACUACCCCUUCUUCCAUGACCCACCCUCUGUCUUCUACGGUAGGGGCCCUGAGGGGAUGGCAGGGAGGGCUCUGCUUAAAACACAAAGAAAGCUCAGGAAAGAAUCCUGGAGGAGGGACCCCUGUGUGGGCCCAGGCAGGCCUUCCAGGGGCUCUGUGCUGGGGGCCCUAGUGCAGAGUGGGUCCCCCAGUGUUAGCCACCCUCUCCUCUCUGCUUCCUGCUCCCCCAGGUACCACAAUGUGGGCAUCCUUGUGCUUUUCCUGCACGAUAUCAGCGACGUGCAUCUUGAGUUCACCAAGCUCAACAUCUAUUUCAAGUCCCGCGGCGGCUCCCACCACCGGCGGCAUGCCCUGGCGGCAGACCUGGGCUGCCUCAGCUUCGGCUUCAGCUGGUUCUGGUUCCGCCUCUACUGGUUCCCACUCAAGGUCCUGUACGCCACGAGUCACUGCAGCCUGCGCGUGGUUCCUGACAUCCCCUUCUACUUCUUCUUCAACACGCUCCUGCUGCUGCUCACCCUCAUGAACCUCUACUGGUUCCUGGUGAGUCAGCCCAGGCUGUCUUCCACAGCGGUGGUCCCCUCCUUGUUCCUGGGCACUCGCCUCCCCACCAUCAUACUCAUCCCCUGCACCUAUCAUCUGGCCAACAUGUCCCCAAGAAAACGGGGUGUCCGGGUGAGGACGUCCACCUGCUGCUACAGUGGACGACAGUCCCUCUCCCUCUGA